Messenger RNA from Bursaphelenchus xylophilus (pine wood nematode), 2899 nucleotides. The record is from the annotation of a GenBank genome assembly. Lineage: Eukaryota; Metazoa; Nematoda; Chromadorea; Rhabditida; Aphelenchoididae.
AUGACGCGAGCGGAGUUCAUCAAGAAAGCGUUGGCGUUCGCGCUGCAGUGCACCGCCAUAUACCAGGGACUGCAGCCGAAUAACGCGACCUUCGAUGUGGUGACCAUGGAUGCGGGAAAGGUGAAGAAGUUCCGCUACGAAGGGGAGACGGAGACCGAGAGGUGAGUUUGAAGGGGUAAACUGGCAGUCCGCCCGAGACGUCGCCGGGCUGGGCUUUAGCGUUUGCACUGUGCGAAAGAAGUCAGAGCGAGCGACAUCCGAAAAGAGCCAUUUGCACUGUGCGAGCAGAGAGUGCGCAGUGCAAAGGGAACUUUCUCACCGUUCAUGUCGCCGGACUGGAAUCGGAAAUGAUUUUUCUUGCGUGUUUUGCUGCUUUCUGCACCGUUCAAAUCGUUUUUCUUUCGCGCGCACUACUAGUCGCGGAAAAAAGUCCUGGGAAUUUCUCGCGCCCCCCAUAUUUCGUCGCGCUCCGAAAAGUUGAUUUGUCGCGCGAAUCGCGCGCGACAAUAAGCCAAAAUCAACAAAAUUGCACUGUGCAAAUGCACUUUUCGGGUUCAUGCACAGUGCAGAAUCGCAGAAAAUUCCCAGGACUUUUUUCCGCGACUAGUAUGACUUUUUUGCACGGUGCAAACCGCAAAAAUGUUGCCUAGAGUUGCUCGUCCACCCUCUGCGAACUGAAUGGCGUGGAACCCGGCCCUUAGCGCAAAUUCUUUUAAAUAUGACUUUUUUUAUUUAGUUCCAACUUCGAGCUCAAAGAUUUCAACGACACAAUCGAUGGGAUUCAAGCUCAAAUGGUGGAAGAUGGCGGAAAAUUGAUUCUGGCUGGUCAAGUGAACGCUGGUGAUAAGUCAGUCCUUUUUUCCUUCAGCGAUUUAUCGUUUGAUGAAUUUUUAGAUGCGGAGUUUUUGUCGCUGAUGGGACUGAUCUGAAGCCGAUACACGGUUUCGGUUUAUGCAAAGGAGCGGUUACUUACAUGAUGGAUAAAAAGCUUUACCUGAUUCGAUGUAAAAUUAACGCGGUUGAUGCUGCAAAUUCCUAUAUCGCAAAUCUUGACGGCAGCCUAAUAGCGGGUGAACAAGUCGUUGACCAAGCUGCACUUCCCUGCCAGAAGGACCUUGCCGUGAGCGAACAGCAGAAGGUGUUCGCAUUUGACAAGUCAGGCUGUAAGAAAGUGGGCGCGGAUAUCAAGAAAUGGACGGCCGCUUCCCGUGCGGAUUGCGAAAAGAAGCAGAUUGUUUUGACUGAAGGAACGGAGUCAGAGCUGUACUCCUUGGUGAGUUAUAACAAUUAUUUCUAUGAUUUUUUACAUCCUUGAUUAGUAGGGACCGAUUUGGGAAAACGGAAACUGGGGGAGAAAGAUUUUUUUUUCGCUUUUUGGGCUAGUCGAAACCAUAGUUCGCCCAUCUUCACAAGAGCUACAGCUGUAGUCCCUUUCGGCCUGACAUGCGCUUAGUUGACGCACCCAACAUCUGAGACGGAGGUUAGAUGUCGUUUUAGAAAGAUUCCAAAUUUUAGGCCCUUUGCGGAGAUCUUUUCAAGGCCAAUCAAGUGCAUGGGUAGGUAAAAACGACAACUGGAGCGUUUGUAAGGGUGGAAGUAUGGUUUUGGAUAGCCAAAAAAGUGAAAAAAAAACCCAAUUUCUUUUCUUUUCAGUACUACCUGUAUCUGGUCUUCAAAGGUGACUGCCCCGAACAAGCCACGCCCCUCGCACAAUAUAAGACUGACUUGGUGAACACCUACGUCAAACUUGAGGCGGCGUUGGUGGAGACUUCGACGUAAGUUUUCGAACAUUGAAUUUUGAGGCUCGUCUUUUCGGGUCGACGAUUCUUUGAGUCGCCUCGCACGUCAAACUGAGAUUGGCUAGAACGGUGAAUAGGUUGGCAAUUCGCCGAAAAAGACGCGAAAAAACUUUUGGUCGGGGAAGAAAUGGGGAUUCUUUGGGGCGAGAGAGUACGUUUUUGCGCGUCUUUUCUCUGACUUCUCUGUGAAACCAAGAAAAAGUGCAAAAAAAUCGAUAGCGAAGAGUCUAUUCCGGUCAGCGGACUUCUCAGUUUGACGUGCCUCGAUUUGCCGUUGUAUGCAUGGUUAGGAGAGGGCAACCAAAGUAACAAGAUUGAUCGAGUCGUAGGAGAGACCUAGCAGAUUCUGUGUCCACCCGAACUGUCGCAGACUCUGAACGCGUGUCUUUCUGGACCUUUAUUUUAAUUGUACAAUGGUUUCAGCAUUGCAAACGAAACAACGAGCGGUUUCAUGGAAUUCAUUCACAACAACAGGAUGGCAGUUAUUUGUGGUAGCGUUGGUAUUCUUGCGGCCCUUCUCUUCUUGCUGGGUGGUAUUCUCCUUUGGUUAUACGUAAGGUUUUCUACGUUUCUAAAUCGUGUUUCACACAAAUUCGCAACACACGUGCAACUUUUUUCAGCUCAGACACAGGGCACGGCAACCAAAGGAAUAUGUUCAUAUUCCAACAGGAAAAAGCCACUUGUUGAGCCCUUCGGUCGCACGGGGUUUUGGCGUGACGCAAGAGGGAGAACCCAUCAAGGUCAAGCAACCUGACGGGAUUCCCAUUUCGGAGCGUGUCAAACUAGAAGAUGAAAAGCUGAAAAAAAAUCCACUACCGGCGCCAACACCAGAACCACCACUUCCAGACACACCACCUCCGCCGCCAUCAGAAACCGCGCCACCUCCGGCUACACCACCUCCGCCGCCAUCAGAAACCCCGCCACCUCCGGCUACACCAGCUCCGCCUCCGCCACCUCCGCCUCCGCCACCUCCGCCUCCGCCACCUCCGCCUCCGCCACCUCCGCCUCCGCCUCCGCCACCUCCGCCUCCGCCACCUCCGCCUCCGCCACCUCCGCCUCCGCCACCUCCGCCUCCGCCACCUCCGCCAUCAAAGCCAUAG